UACCAUUUCUCAUUUUAUCAAACAGAAAUCUGCCAGCCAAGUACCAAUCCAAUCAAAUCAAAAUCAAAUCAAAUCGAGUCCAAAUCAAAUCAAUGCAUCCAAAUCCAAGUACAAUUACAGGCAAAAGUACAAAUACCAGUCAAAUACCAAGUCAAUGUCUAAGUAUCCAAAUUGCAUAAGAGUCGCGUCUGCGCAGUGAACAGAGCCUGUUCCGCGAGCAUUACUUGUCGCCCGUCCACUUGGUUGGAGUUCCGGCUCCCGAAUCCGUACCCAAUGUCACCCAAGACACCCUGAUUCUGAUCCCGGUCCGGUUAAGGAGCCAGCGCCAGCCAAGUCAAGACAGCUCAAGAAAAUAAUGCUAGAUUCUCGAUUAUCGAUUCUUGAUUCUUGAUUCUCCAUUCACGAUUCUGACGAGCGCCAAACCGAAAAGAACGGAACAGAAUCGAACCGAACCGCAGAUCCAAAAAAAGAACAAAAAGCUAACUGAUUACAAAGUAUACAGAUAUUGUGUAUAGAUCAUCACUACAUCCACACCCGACAUGUCGGCGGCCCGCCUGCCCUACUAUCAGCAGGAUCAGGAGGACGGCCAUCAGCGGCGCGCCGGACGCGGCCAUCAUCGCGGCUACUACGAGCGUGGCUCCGGUUCCGGAUCCUCCAGACGAGAGCGUAGUCGCUACAGUCGCAGUCGUUCGCGUUCCCGCAGUCGCAGCCGCUCCGCCGAACGCUCUGGCCAGCGUCGCCGUCGCCCGGAUCGGCAGUCAUCCCGUUACCAUAGAGAUCGCGACUCCAGGGAUCGCUCCAGGGAUCGCUCCAGAGAUCGUUCCAGGGAUCGCUCCAAAGAUCGCUCUAGAGAUCGCUCUAGGGACCGCGAACGUGAUCGAGAGAGGGACCACUCAAGGCGCUCCAACCACUACCGCCGCUCGGAAUCUCCGUCCUCUUCUGGCCCUGGAUCCAGCAACAGUCGAAGAGGCCACCAUUCAUCGUCAUCUAGUAAAUCGGAGCUAAGCGCCGUACAGAAAGCAGCCUCUGCAGCUGCCGCCGCCACAGAUCAAGUCCAGUUGGCUGGCAAGAGCAGUGCCGCCUCCGCGGUGGGCGCCUACUACAACCUGGACACCGACGAGCCCUUUGACAAGGAGCGCAUCCACCGCGAGAUGGAGCAAAAGCUGCGCGAAGCACUAGCCAGGGAGGGCAAAGUGUACCCGCCGCCAAAGCCGGAGCCACCUUCGCAUCCUGUCUUUGCCAACGACGGCUCGUUCAUGGAGCUGUUUAAGAAGAUGCAGGAGGGCCAGAAGCAGCACGCGAGCAGCCAGUUGGUCCAGCCAGCGGUGGAAGAGCUCCUGCAGCAGCAAAUGGUUUCGCCGGAAGUCACCGCAGUGCCUUCGCUGCCAGCCAUUGCAGUGGGAGCUGCCAGCAGUGCUGCGGCACCGUACAUUGCCGCCGCGGCGGCCGGCAAGCUGGCACCGCCUCCACCCAUCGUGGGACGACGUCGCGGCGGAAAGGUCCUAAAGACUGGCGUUGUGGCCAAGGUGAAGACGCCCAAUGAGAGCGACGUGGACCCCAAAGACUUCUGGUCGUUGUACCUCGCCGAGGUCAACAAGUACAAGAGCAACGCCUGCGAUACAGACAACGGCAAGCGGCCGCUGGUCAAGUAGUCGCCUGAACAGUCCCGCUUUUCAUAGAAACAUGAACUUGAACGCAGAUAGAGCGAACAACGUGUACUCCCCAGCCGCAGAUUCGAUUUCGAUUCGACCAAUACCCCUGUUCCGCACUCCCGAGACACAAAUUGAGAUCCCCCCAGCCUUUUUGAAAGAUCUGUACACGAAAACAAGCGAGCACAGAUGCGUAGCUUAUAGUUAUAGUGGAGGGCUUUCGAGCUGCAAGCGCGAGCAGUGUAAUUUGUAUUUUUUUCACACGAAUCGAGGGACUAGCCACAGCCUCGACAUACACAUAAUACGAUAAUCAUAGUCUAGAUAGUAAGCGAUAAGUUUAGCAGAACCAUACGAGUGUAUCUCUCUAUAUAAUAUGAUAUAUAACGCUCAUUAAGCAACCGCAAACUGAAAAA
Messenger RNA from Drosophila yakuba, 2062 nucleotides. Its product is annotated as pre-mRNA-splicing factor 38B. Gene Ontology annotation, molecular function: 3'-5' exonuclease activity; 5'-3' exonuclease activity. The record is from RefSeq and is a predicted model, not a curated record. Lineage: Eukaryota; Metazoa; Arthropoda; Insecta; Diptera; Drosophilidae. The transcript has 2 exons. The coding region runs from base 540 to 1652 and encodes 370 amino acids.